AUUAGGGGAGAGCGGGGCUGAAAGUGCCGCGGGUAAAUUGUGCCGACGCGAAUAUCUCGUAAACAGAAAGAGAUAGAUAUAAGAUAGCAGUUAUUCACGUAAUGCCUAACAGUCCGGGACAUGCGCAUGCCAGUUUAAUUCCGUCCGCCGAAGGGACAGGGUGUCAGUGCAUGUGUGUGUAUUCGAGCUCUACAAUGAGGAAUUACAAGCGGAAAACUCAAAGGGGAACUACAUCCCAAGAUCUUCUAAAAAGAGCGGCUGAUGCAGUCAUCAAGGAUGGACGUAAAUUAAAAACAGUUGCACGUGAAUUGGAAAUUUGCCAUACAACUCUUCAAAGGUAUGUCAAAAAAAUUAAAAGUGGACUUACUCCUUCGGUUGGUUUUAAAUCUAGAAUGGUGUUUAGUGAAGAUCAAGAGGCACAACUGUCUGAGUACAUUUUGAAAAGUGCCUCUAUUUAUUUUGGUCUUCUACCAGAAGAAGUACGACAACUUGCUUACCAGUGUGCCGUGAAGUUUAAUGUUCAACACAUCCCACCAUCUUGGCAUACCAAUGGUAAGGCUGGCAAGGAUUGGUUUACAAACUUCCUGAAGAGGAACUCUACUCUUGCAAUAAGAACACCAGAAGCUACCAGUGCCGGACGCGCGAGCUCGUUCAACAGAUAUAAUGUAAAUCAAUUUUUCGAAAAACUUGGCGACUUGAUUACAAAAUAUAAUCUUACUCCUUCACGUAUAUGGAAUUUGGACGAGACUGGUGUCACAACUGUGUUAAAACCGAAAAAAAUUUUGGCUGAAAAAGGAACAAAGCAAGUAGGAGCAAUUGUUUCAUCUGAACGUGGAACUUUAGUCACUGUUGAGCUAGCGGUGAGUGCUCUGGGAAACUCGAUUCCGCCGAUGUUUGUUUUCCCGCGUUUGAAAUUUAAGGACCUGUUUAUCCGAGGUGGUCCUCCUGAGUGUAUUGGGGCUGGUAAUCAAUCCGGUUGGAUGACAAACAAAGAGUUCUUAGUGUUUAUGGAUCAUUUCAUAAAGCAUACUAAGCCUAGUCCUGAUGAACCAGUGUUAUUACUACUAGACAAUCAUUCAUCUCAUAUUGAUAUUGAUGUGAUCGAAAAGGCCAAGAAAAACUCUGUUAUAUUAUUAUCAUUCCCACCACACUGCACCCACCGUCUGCAACCCCUGGAUGUUGGUGUCAACGGCCCAUUCAAAGCAUACUGUUCUAAAGCUCAAAACAACUGGCUGAGAACUAAUCCCGGGAAAACUAUGAGCAUUUAUGAAAUACCAGGUAUUGUAAAAUACGCUUUGCCGCUUGCAGCAACUCCUAUCAAUAUAAGCAACGCAUUUAAAAAGGCUGGCAUUUGGCCCUAUGACCCAAAUAUCUUCACAGACAAAGAUUAUGCGCCGUCUUCUGUCACUGACCGCCCGAUGCCAGAAAAUCGACCCUCACAAGAUACAGACCACUUUCCUGUCCCUCUAAACAAUCAAGAAAGGACUGCUGAAUAUCUUAAUGACUCAAAUAAUGUCGGCUGCAAUAUAGAGAUUGAGACUACUCCAUCAAUUCUACAGCAAAGCGACUGCAGCGUUGAACCAUCAGGUAAUCCAGAACAUGUGGGACGUCAAUGCUCUCAGGAGACUACCCCUUGUUGCAGCUUCCAACUUCCUCAAUCAUCAGCUGAUAACAACGCGGGAGAUGAAAAUACAAUAAUUUUCUCACCAGACCUCAUAAGACCACUGCCUAAAGCACCUCCUCGAUUAGUUGGACGCAAUAAAGGACGUAAAAGAAAGACAGCUGUUCUUACGGACACUCCAGAGAAGGAUGCUUUGGCCGAAGAACAUGCUAAUAAAAAGAAGAAAAAAGAGAUUGAAACUACAAAGAAGGGUAAAGGAAAAUGCACGGGACAAGGUAAACAAGCAAAAAGAACGACUAAGAACCCCGCUAAGAGAAGAGUCUUGCAAGAUGAUGACACUUCUGAUGAGGAACAAGAUUGGUAUUGCAUCAUAUGUUGUGACGCAUAUUCUAAUUCUGCCCCUAGAGAAAAAUGGAUUCAAUGCAUAGAAUGCAAGAAUUGGGCCCAUUCACAAUGUAUUGACGAUGAAGAAAGCCCAGCAUUUGUAUGUCCAAAUUGCUAUUCUGAUCAGUCAUCUAUAGAGUAACUGGUUUUGUUUUCUCUAAAAGACCAAAUAUAAGUUUUUUAAUUUACAAUUCGGAAGAAAUCUUCUUUAUUUUUUUUAAUGUAGUCCUGAGAGACUGAUAUAUUCAAUAAUUGAUCUCAUUUGUUCAAAAAUAAGUUCAAAUUGUUGACUGAAAUGUGUUUUUAUAUUUGCAAUAGCUAAAUAAGUAAAGAUAUUAUGUUUUUCUUUAUUAUUAUGCUUAUUGUUAUAUAUAACUGAAUUUUAAGUUAUGUUGAUUAGUUAAAAGUAUAAGCAAUAAAUAUAUUGUUGAAAAAAAUUGUGUUUUUAAAUCCUAAAUUAAUUUUCAUUCACGUAAAACACCUUUAAUUAUCAACGGCACAACCGACCUCAGCUACGGCACAACUCGCCCCAAAGUGGGGUUGGUAGUGCCUUCCCGACUUUGCUUAAAAAAAUGACCUUUUCUUGAAAACCAUUGAAAUUGUGUCAAAUCUGUGAGUGAAUUCUUAUUGUAGAUUAAAUUUGGCUUAUGAUGAACUACUUCUUUCAGAAAUAGUACUUUUCUUAUCCGAAUCAUAUGAGAAUUUGUCAAAAUCGGCACGUUCAGCCCCGCUCUCCCCUACUGAUUCUUU
Harmonia axyridis is the source of this 2755-nucleotide messenger RNA. RefSeq lists its product as uncharacterized. Gene Ontology annotation, molecular function: DNA binding. The record is from RefSeq and is a predicted model, not a curated record. The transcript has 2 exons. Lineage: Eukaryota; Metazoa; Arthropoda; Insecta; Coleoptera; Coccinellidae. Bases 102 to 2147 code for a protein of 681 amino acids. Gene Ontology annotation, cellular component: nucleus.